ACAUCAACGACAACAUCUUCUUUAAAAAGCAAGAAAACUUUCACUAGCAGUUGAAGAAUUUCAUUUCUCUCUCUCUCAAUGGAUUCAGGAUCAAGAAGAGGGACACAUAAUAGCCGUAGGGUUCCUUCAAUGAGAAUAGAAGGGGAAGAAGAGUUUCAAGAAGAAGAUGUGUGGUCAGUUCUGAGAGAAGGAGAAACUUCAGGCCCUGAAAUGAAAAUACCCAAAAGUCAUUUCUCUUCCUCAUCUUCUUCCUCAUCUUCACCAUGGAACAUUCAUAGAAGCAAGGAGGUCUCAGGAGUAAAACAGUCAUCCGCACCUAUGAAUGUCCCUGACUGGUCCAAGGUUUACGGUGACUCAAAGAGCAACAGAAGGAGUAGCCAUUUGCAUUAUCAUGAUGCUGACGAUGAUGAUGAUGGUUGCAUGGUUCCUCCACAUGAAUGGGUUGCAAGAAAGCUAGCAAGAACACAGAUCUCUUCUUUCUCUAUGUGUGAAGGAGUUGGAAGAACACUUAAAGGAAGAGAUCUAAGCAAAGUGAGAAAUGCUGUCUUGUCAAAAACUGGUUUCUUGGAGUAAAAAUAUUUGAUGAAUAGAUUUGAAUGCUUUGU
Arabidopsis arenosa is the source of this 605-nucleotide messenger RNA. The record is from the annotation of a GenBank genome assembly. NCBI's taxonomy places the organism in Eukaryota, Viridiplantae, Streptophyta, Magnoliopsida, Brassicales, Brassicaceae.